AUGGCUCAACAGGUUCUGCAUAUCGAUUCUUCUUCCGGCUUUAUAUCUGCUGCAGCAACUCCCAACGAGGAGCGCGAAGCCUACCUCGACUAUGUUCCCAAGCCGGAGCGCCAUCGUGCAGGUGUUCUAGGUGCUUUACUUCGACUUUACAACCAUGACGGUCCGGCUGGCUCGGGUCACGAUCGCUCUUCCAGUCUACCACAGCCUGCUCACUAUCGUGAUGGCAGCAGUGGCUUCAACACUCCACAGCACUCACCUCCUUCCUCUGGAUACAAUACUCCAAGCAGACCUCUUUCUGGUUACAACACACCUGGUGGCAGACAGUCAAGGAUAUGGCAUUCGAAAAGCUACAGCAACUCGACGUCUUCUCUGGCGUACUUGGUUGGUUCUUCUGUAAGCGGAGGUACUCCGAUCGCUGGCUUGCCCCUCGGAGAACAGGUCACAGAAAAUCUACGCCAACGUCACGAAUCCGAGAAGAAAGCAAAAAAGUCUCGCGGCAACAACGUUCUCAGUCGUAUGGGUCGCUCUCGAUUAGAUGAAGAAAUCAGAAUUACAAAACACAUCAAAGAGAACUUGGCCCGACAGAAGUAUUUGCUGAAGCUUUGUCGAGCUUUGAUGACUUACGGAGCACCCACUCACCGUCUGGAGACGUAUAUGCGUAUGAGCGCCAGAGUACUCGAGGUUGAUGCUCAGUUCCUGUACAUGCCUGGUUGCAUGAUAUGUUCGUUCGACGACCUCUCCACCCACACGACCGAAGUCAAAAUGGUACGCGCCGGUGAAGGUCUGAACCUUGGAAAGCUCAGAGAUUGCCAUGAGGUCUACAAGGAAGUCCUUCACGAUCGCCAAGGAGUCGACGAAGCCACCGAUCGCCUUAAUGAGAUUUUCAACAAAGAGCCACACUUCAAGAACUGGUGCAUAGUGCUUGUUAGUGGCCUCGGCACUGCGUCUGUUGGACCGUUUGCGUUUGAUGCAGGGUAUAAGGACCUAGCUAUCUGCUACGUUCUCGGUUGCAUCGUGGGAUAUCUCCAAGUGGUCUCUUACAAGAACGAAGGUGUUAUGAACAUGUUUGAAGUUCUUGCGACCAUCAUCACAUCAUUCUUGGCUCGAGCUUUUGCUUCGAUAGGCAAUGGCCGCUACUUUUGUUUCUCGGCUCUUGUUCAGUCUUCGAUCUGUUUGAUUCUACCCGGCUGGAUAGUACUUCGCGCCUCGCUGGAACUUCAGUCCAAAAGCAUAGUCUCCGGUAGUGUCAGGAUGGUGUGGGCUAUCGUCUACUCACUUCUCCUUGGAUUCGGAAUCACGAUAGGAACUGUUCUGUACGGUGCUAUUGACAAGAAUGCAGUGUCUACGACUACGUGCGACGCUAAUCGCAAGAUUGGCCAGAACAUGCAGUUGAUCGCUGCACUGAUAUUCUCUUUCUGUCUAUGCGUGUUGAAUCAAGCCAAGUGGAGACAAAUGCCGGUCAUGAUCAUAAUCGCAAUGAUAGGGCGUCUGGUUUCCGUGGGUCUUGGGACAAAAUUCCAAGGCAACGGGCAAAUCAGUGCCACCAUCGCCGCUCUCGCCAUUGGCCUCGCUGCGAACCUGCAUUCGCGAUUCGGAACCAAGAUUGAAAACAAAGCUCUGGAUGUCUGGGAAACUCAUCUACGACCACACGCCAGAGCAUUCCACAAGCGAAUCCGCGGCAAGUCAACAGCCCUGCGUAACCGUCAUACUAAGAAGUCUAUGGAAAGCAUGGAGUCUGGAGAAGCAUAUGACACUGAAAGUAUUUUUGUGCCGCAUAUCAGACGCGUAGGCUAUGGUCUCGCGGCCGCGGCAAUGUUGCCCGCCAUCCUCGUACAGGUGCCUAGUGGACUCGCUGUCAGUGGAAGUCUGCUCUCUGGUGUACAGGCAGCCGACCAGAUUGCGGGAAAGGGAUCGAACGGGAGCACGGUCACUGAUGCCAAAUCUCUGGCAUCCGGCGGCCAAGUGAAUUCGGUUGCUUUUAACGUCGGAUACUCUGUGGUGCAGAUUGCCAUUGGCAUCACGGUAGGAAUAUUCGCAUCGACGUUGAUUGUGUAUCCAUUCGGCAAGAGACGCAGCGGUCUGUUCAGUCUUUGA
Molecule: messenger RNA, 2094 nt
Organism: Aureobasidium namibiae CBS 147.97
Lineage: Eukaryota; Fungi; Ascomycota; Dothideomycetes; Dothideales; Saccotheciaceae
Product: DUF1212-domain-containing protein
Exons: 1
Coding region: 1-2094 (697 amino acids)
Biological process (GO): transmembrane transport
Molecular function (GO): transmembrane transporter activity
Source: RefSeq, a predicted model, not a curated record